Messenger RNA from Dreissena polymorpha, 1134 nucleotides. RefSeq names its product B1 bradykinin receptor-like. Lineage: Eukaryota; Metazoa; Mollusca; Bivalvia; Myida; Dreissenidae. The transcript is spliced from 3 exons. Bases 1 to 1134 code for a protein of 377 amino acids. Gene Ontology annotation, molecular function: G protein-coupled receptor activity. Gene Ontology annotation, cellular component: plasma membrane. Gene Ontology annotation, biological process: G protein-coupled receptor signaling pathway. The record is from RefSeq and is a predicted model, not a curated record.
AUGUCGAUUUAUCUUCUGGCACUCACUCUGUCAAACACCGUCAUCCUGCUCAGCGGCCCGCUGCGAAACUGGAUUCACAGCGUCUGGGAAACGGACAUCCGGUACCUAAGCGACAUUGGAUGUAAGGUGCAGCUGUACCUGACGUAUGCGAGCAUCCACAUUUCCGCGUGGCUGCUCGUGGCGGUAACAUGGGAAAGGACGCUUGUCAUGCUGUCCCCGAUGAAGGCGCUUGCAACAUUCACUGCCAGGAACACUGCUGUGGUCAUACUUGGCAUAUGUAUCGUCAUUUCUGCCAUAGACCUGAUCGUCCCGGCCAUGGUGACGUUACACGGUGUUAAUAACUUGCUUUGUGCUCCGAAGACUAAAGAAUGGCUUCACUUUCGGGACAGUAUUUACGAAUGGAUCGAUUUCUUUCUGAUGUUUGCAGCACCGAUCGUUUUUCUUUUCGUGGGAAACGCAAUCAUAAUCUUCAAACUGCAACUUCAACGCAAGAAAAUAAAGAAAAUGUGUACAUUUGUUGAAAAGAAUACAUCAAGCGGACAGGGACAUGCCUAUGUGCUAGUGGUGGCGCUCUCCUACAUGUAUGUGGUGACCAUUACUCCUGUCUCUGUGUACCACGUGUACUUUGUUCAUCGGCUAAAGCAGAUCCGGCGUAAGUUCAGACAGGAUCCUCGAGGGGCCUUGGAGGAAUUCGAGUUCGCACUUCUGCUGCAGACGAUAUUCUACAUAUGGAGCUACUUGAACGUCACGUUUAACUUUGCCUUGUACGUCAUCAGCUGUUCGAGAUUCAGAAACGAUCUGCUUGAAAUGCUCCAAUGGAAGAAGACCAGCAAAGCGCCCGAGAGCCACGAUCCGGAUGUCGCAACUGUUGGAAAGUCAUCGGACAAUGGUAGUGUCAUGCAAUCAAACUACUCGUUAGAGUCGAGAACAACUAUCGAGAAGAAUCACACCGUCACAGAGGAAGACGAGUACCGUCAUCCCUCUAGCCGGACGUCCUCUGCCGCUAACUUCGCUGACUCCCAGAAGUUGGAAGGAUCGCCAAGCGGAAUUGUAAUUGUGCGUGAUGUGGAUAGUGGAUUAACUACAUCGCCGGAAAAAGGUCGAGAGCAGUGGGCAGCGGAGGUGGCAGCAUAG